AUGGCACCCUCCGGAGGGAUCAGCAUUCCCGCUCACGAUAAUGUGAGCAACGGCGCUCCCGCCGACGACCAGAACUGGAACGGGAACGACCGUCGCUCCCCUCCCAGGGACUCUCGGGACCGUGAAAGGGAUAGAGAUAGGGAAAGGAACGGUGACCCUCCUAGGAGGUCCAGCAGGAGUCGCAGCCCUGCUCGCGGUGGCGAGGAUCGUGAACGUGCCAGCCGCAGCGAAAAUGGCGGUCAGAACCCUGGCAACAACUUGCACGUCUCCGGUCUGAGCCACCGAGUUGACUCAAGGGACCUCGAGACUGCUUUCGCAAAGAUUGGUAGGGUUCAGAAAGCUUCUGUUAUGUAUGACCCUCAUACCAGAGAGUCUCGUGGCUUUGGUUUCGUUACAAUGGAAACUACUGAGGAAGCAGAGGCUGCCAUUUCUUCUUUGAAUGGUACCGAGUUGAUGGGCAAGAUCAUCACAAUCGAAAAGGCUCGUCGUGGUCGCGCUCGUACCCCGACACCUGGUCGAUACUACGGCCCCCCUAAGCGUUACGAUUAUGAGAGACCCUAUGACCCUCGUCCUUAUGACAGUCGCUACCGUGACUAUGAUGAUCGACGAGACAGACGUCGCUACGAUGACUAUCGUCGCGAUGAUUACAGGCACAGAGAUUAUGACAGGGACCGUGAGCGUGACCGCUACCGUGAUGACAGGCGCUACGACGACAGGCGAUACUAAGUCGUACACAAGUACUGACCCUCCCAAAAGUGUUGUGGACAAUCUGGGUAUGAGUGUGGCUUUGAGUUCUUUUCCGUAGUUAUCUGGUGUAUAGUUUACGUGCUGUUAAAUUGUGCCUAAUGCAAACCAUAUUUAUUUAUUGACC
Coprinopsis cinerea okayama7#130 is the source of this 871-nucleotide messenger RNA. RefSeq lists its product as hypothetical. The transcript is spliced from 5 exons. Lineage: Eukaryota; Fungi; Basidiomycota; Agaricomycetes; Agaricales; Psathyrellaceae. The record is from RefSeq and is a predicted model, not a curated record. Gene Ontology annotation, biological process: positive regulation of mRNA splicing, via spliceosome. Gene Ontology annotation, molecular function: RNA binding. Gene Ontology annotation, cellular component: spliceosomal complex. The coding region runs from base 1 to 726 and encodes 241 amino acids.